AUUUUGUUUAUUGAAAAUACUAAAAUUUUACGGAAAAUGUUAUUCUUUUAUAUAUAAGUGAAGCUAAUAUCUUAAAAGUCUGCUGAAAUGUUGACUGACCCUCACAACUAUCAUUUGAAAAAACACAUGAAUAUUUAUGGAAAAGCUAACUAUUCUAUCAUACUUUAACGGGAAUUGAUGGAAAAAUACUAGUAACUAUUGUCAUCUGCUUUUAUCGUGAUCCCUUUACCAUUAUUCCUCUAUAUUUAUUAACUGGCAACUACUCACUGUGUGUUGAUCAAGGAAUAUAGUUUCCUUGGUGUUGUUCUUUUAAAACAAUAAAUAAUUACAAUUAAGGAAUCUAAAGACACGUUUACACACAGUAAUAAUGACUGAAGAAACUGAAGAACUUCCGUCCUCCAAAUUGGGAACAAAAGAAUAUUGGGAUUCUGCUUAUAAUCAUGAGUUGUCGAAUUACAAGCGUAAUGGAGACAUUGGGGAUGUCUGGUUUGGUGAAGAAAGUAUUGAACGAGUUGUAACUUGGAUGCUGGAGUCAGCUUUGGUGAACGUACAGUCUUCUGUGGUUGAUUUGGGCUGUGGAAAUGGUGCUUUUCUCUUAUAUUUGAAUGCAGAAGGCUUCACAAACCUCACUGGGAUUGAUUACUCACAAGAAGCAAUAGAGUUGGCAAGGACUAUUGCGGCUGAGAAGAAAGUUAACAUCAAAUAUGAGCAAGUUGACUUGAUAAAUGAUGAAGACAAAGAAAAAAUAAAGACCAGUGAGUUUGAUGUGACCCAUGAUAAGGGAACUUAUGAUGCAGUCUCUCUCUGUCCGGAGGACCCUAAGAGCAAGAGGUUAUCUUAUAUCAAGGCUGUACACAGGAUCACAAAGGAAAAUGGUCUGUUUAUCAUAACAUCUUGCAACUGGGUUCAUCAUGAAUUGAUUGAACAUUUUAGUGAAUACUUCAGUAAAGAGCACAUCAUCCCCACUCCAACAUUUAAGUUUGGAGGUAAAGUUGGUACUCAAGUAACCUGUAUCGUCUUCAGGAAGGUGUCCAAAUAAAUGUGAUUCCCGUAGAAGAGAUAGAGUUUGCAGAUGCAACACCUGGAUUUGUAGGGAAGUUAUAUCAAAGCAGUACUGUUAUGUGUUGAGUAUAGUAUUACCUUUUAAUGCUGAAAUAAUUAGUGAGCAGCCAGUCCAUUAUAGGGAGGUUUUCCAUAUAAAAUGAAUUCCAAAAAUUCAUCCAGUACUGAACUUUGCUCAGUAUAGUAUAUAUGAAUAAGUUAGGUAUUUUUAGUCCAGAUAUAGUAUAUAUAUCCUUCAAAGUCCAGACAAUUUUGGGAAAAAGGGGGUCCGACUUUCCAAUUGUCCAGACUUUGUAUUUUAAUGUGCAAUAAAUGUCAGGGGUGUUGGUGAUACAGUAGUAAUGCUUGUAACUCUCACCAAUAUGUCAAGGGUUUGAUCCUCGGCCCAGACACACAUGAGAAGGGUGCUAUCCGGUGUGACCCUACCAAUCCUUACAUAUAGGUUUCCCAGUCUCCGGUUUCCUCCUGUAGUAACAUUGGAUAUACCAAUCGCCUGAAUGGCUAUAAGCUAUUAACUGGCAAAAAAAAAAAGAAAAAAAAGAGGUAAUUUCUUUCCUGAGCUGAUGUGGUGGUGGGACUUUUUGUUGCUGCACUCAUGUUUGUUUUUAUUUAUUUAUUAUAUUCUUGUGUAAUCAGCCUCUUAUGGUGUACAGUGGUCUCUCGGUUAACGAGCUCAAUCCGUUCUAGAAGGUUGCUCGUUAACCGAAACCAU
Messenger RNA from Homarus americanus (American lobster), 1774 nucleotides. RefSeq names its product EEF1A lysine methyltransferase 2-like. Lineage: Eukaryota; Metazoa; Arthropoda; Malacostraca; Decapoda; Nephropidae. The record is from RefSeq and is a predicted model, not a curated record. Gene Ontology annotation, molecular function: protein-lysine N-methyltransferase activity. Gene Ontology annotation, biological process: peptidyl-lysine dimethylation; peptidyl-lysine monomethylation. Gene Ontology annotation, cellular component: cytoplasm. The transcript is spliced from 5 exons. The coding region runs from base 368 to 1039 and encodes 223 amino acids.